Molecule: messenger RNA, 4173 nt
Organism: Caenorhabditis briggsae
Lineage: Eukaryota; Metazoa; Nematoda; Chromadorea; Rhabditida; Rhabditidae
Exons: 22
Coding region: 1-4173 (1390 amino acids)
Source: RefSeq, a predicted model, not a curated record
AUGCCCACUACCAAUAAAACAGUUUACAGCACCCGAAUGCGCCUUUCACCACAUCAACUUUCGGAUUCUUUCAAAACUAUGGAACGAUUAGUUGGCGGAAUACGAAUUGAGAACUCGAAUUUAACUAGUCUCUCGUUUUUCAAGACUCCUGGUAGUAACUUUGUGAUCUAUUGCAAAACAUAUGGUAUCUAUUUGAGAAACAAUCAAUAUCUGGUUGAUGCGGAUUUUCUCACAGAGGUCCAGUUAGACACCGAAUAUAGUUUGGAUGGGUGUGGUUUUGAAGUGGAGAACAAUAAAAUGCUUGAUGUUGAACAGUUGUGUAGCUCUUCAAGUUCGGGAGAUGUAGUGGACAUCAAGACAAUUGGGAAUUUGAAAAACUGUCAAUGCCAAGGUGACAGUGUCACGGAGUUUCAAUUGUUUCGAAAUUGCACAACGAUUCAUAAUGGACUACACAUUCUGAAUGGGACCGAUCCUUCUGAAUUUUCGGUCUUUGGCAAUGCGAAAUUCAUAAAAGGACAGAUUAGCAUCCAAAAUAGCAAUAUCCAAAAUUUAUCAUUUCUGAGAAGUUGGAGGACUUGGAACGUUCGAAUCAAUUAUACAAUGAUACUAAACUUUCAAAACAACCCUGAAAUGACUAGGCUUGCUUUGCCAAAUUUUCCGAAAAUUGAGAAUGCAAUUUACAGUGAAUCAGCGAAUUUAAUGGCCAAUUUUGAGAAUCUACAUCCGCAGUUCUGUUUGACUAUUGAAGAAUUUCUCUACAUUUUUGAAAAUCAUUUUUCAAUGCGGAAUUUCCACGCGAAAAUUUGUGACGACAUUGGCGACAUCGGGGAAAAAGUGUUGUGCCGUUUUGAGUCAAUUUAUGACUUGCCGAAUAACUGCGACAUAAUAUUGGGUAACCUGAAAAUUGGUCCAGGUGAUGAGGAAGACAUUACAAAAGUGAUGGAUGUUUGGCUCUUGUUUGGAUCCCUAAUUAUCCAAAAUACACAAUUGGCGAGUCUGGAGCACUUGAGUGGGUUGAAAUACAUUUUGAAACUUGAUGAAAACUCGCCAUUGAUUCAAAUAGUUUCCAACCCGAAACUUAAGAAAACAACACUUCUCAGUUUAGAGCACAUAAUAGCUCGAGGAAAUAGAUCGGUCAUUCUACAGGACAACAUUUUUGUACGCAACAACUCCAAAAAGUGCAAUAUUUUAGACAAAUGGAGUAUGUUCAAGAAACAGUUAAAUCUGGACUAUACGGGAAGUGACUGUGGAAAUCGUGUAUUGAUAAAUGCCAGCAAGAGGCUUUUGAAAUCUUCAAUAACAAUUAUAUUAAUUUAUUUCUCUCUUUUUAUGACCUGCAAAGAAUUGUGGAUUUUUAUGAAGCAGACCCCAAAUGCACUUUCAACAAUUCGGAAAUUACUUCAAAAACUAUACAGUUGUUUCCACAAUCUCAAAAAUUCGUUCAGAAAUAUGAAAACUUUUGUUGGCGGUAUACGGAUAGAUAAUUCGAAACUUGCAGGGUUGUCGAUUUUUCAAAAUGAUAUCAAUUUUCAGUGUGGAGCUUAUGGAUUUUUCAUCGAGAACAACUCAUAUCUUUAUGACGCCACUAUGCUUCUGAAUAUGGAUUUGCAAUCUGAAAGUAAAAACAAGGAAUGUGUUUUAUCUAUCGAAAAUAAUCCAGAGCUGGAUAUGGAUGAAUUAUGCAACAAUGGAAAUUUUCUAGAUCUCGUGGGAAUUCGAACUGGAGGAAAUUUCAGAAAUUGUGGAUGCCAAGGAGAUGAAAUCACUACAAUCUCUCUGCCGGGGUAUAACAACUGUACCACCAGCUUUAACGGACUGAAAAUCUUCAUCACUACAAUCAGUAAUACAGAUUUAUCAGCUUUGUCAAAUAUUGCGACUAUCAGAGGAUCAAUAGAUAUAGAAAACACCAAUUUACAAGACUUGUCGUUUUUGAGUAGCUGGAAAACUUGGAAACUCAAAGGAGACAUGGUGGUUCAGUUAAAUCUUCGAAAUAAUGCUGAAAUGACAAAACUUGGUUUUCCAGAAAAUUUUUAUAAUAUUCAAAACAUUCAAUCGCUCGACGAAGAAUUGCACUUUUCGUUUGCGAAUUUCGAAAACUUGCAUCCUAACUUUUGUAUUUCAAUUUCAGAGUUCAUAUUAUUUUUUGAGCAUCGAUUUAUAUUUACUAAUCUUCAAGCAAAGUUAUGUGAAGAAGAUGGGGAUAUUGAAGAAAAAGUAUUGUGUCAUUUCAAGUCGAUGUAUGAUUUGCCGAACAAUUGUGACAUAAUUGUGGGAAAUGUAACUAUUGGCCGUGGCGAUGAGCAAUAUGUUAUCAAGUUUGUUGACGUUCAAUAUUUGUUUGGAUCUUUCAUAGUUGUGAACACAACAUUGGAAACUUUGGAAUACGUUGGGUUUCCAUAUAUUGCAGUUUUGGAUAGCUCAUCUCCAGUGUAUCAAAUCAUCGGAAACAAAAAAUUGAAAAACGCCGAUAUCUCAAUCACGCAAAUAAUCACAAGCGGACCACGAUACGCAAUUUAUCAGGACAAUAAUCCAAAAUUAUUCAAGGGAAAAGAAUGCCAAAUAAGUGACUGGUGGAGUGGAAAUGCGAACAAGAGGGACUUAAUGAUGCUAGACUUAAAUUUUACAGGGGCAGAUUGUGGAGGCGAGCGAGUGGAAAUUCUAUACAACAAAGAUUGUGUGAAACUUAACACAUUCGGAUUAAACCUCUCAAAUCCCGAUGAUCCUAAAUGCGUUUUUAAUCACACUGAAGUCACUUCGGAAACCAUAAAGAACUUUCCCAAAUGCUCCAAAGUAUACGGUAUUCUGGUGAUCAAUUCCAAUACGGAUUUGAAUGUAUCCCAGUUGAAGAAUGCGUUCAAAAAUAUGUCAUCACUUGUUGGUGGAAUCCACGUGGAGAAUUCCAACCUGACCAGUCUGUCAUUUUUUACCCUAGUUGGCACGGAUUUCAAAUUUUUUGAAUUGAGUUGCAAAAAUUAUGGAGUCAUAAUUCAAAACAACAAGAAUCUGAGCAACGCUGGAGCACUGGAAAAGCUGGUGCCAUUCGUUGAUGAGGAUUUGCACGAUUGCAAAUUUCAAAUUGCCAACAACCCAAUACUUGAUCUUCAAAAUCUGUGUGAUGGGUAUACGUUGGCAUACCUAGUGAAUUUUGAGACAUACGGAAAUUUGAAAAACUGCGGGUGUCAAGGAAACGAAAUUUAUCCACCAACUUUGUUUGGUUUUCAAAAUUGCACAUACUUUUACAAUGGACUCAGGCUAUACAAUUUUUCUGAUACUCCAGAUUUAAAAUCGUUAUCUAAUAUUGUCACUAUUUAUGGAAACAUUGAUAUACAGAAUUCCAACUUUCAAAAUUUAUCGUUCCUCGAAAGUUGCCAAUUAUUAACGGUUUAUACUAAAAAUGAAGAGGUGGUUUUCAAUAUUCAGAAUUGUCCAAACAUGACUCGACUUGAGCUUCCAGCUCUAAAGAAUUUGGAUAAUUCCAAUUCAAAUGCUCCCAAAACCGCCAACUUCCAAAAUUUACAUCCGGACUUCUGUCUGACGAUUUCAGACUUUUGGUUGUUUUAUGAAUUGGGAGUUAGUUUCAAAAAUUUGCACGCGAAACUGUGUGAAUAUUCUGAAGCCGAUACUACCGAAAUUGAGAAUGAAGAGUUGUGCAUUUUUGAGUCUAUCGAUAAGCUUCCGGUUGCGUGUAAAUCGAUAGUUGGAAACGUUUUAAUAGAUUCUGGAAACGAGAAAAAUGCUGAAAAGUUGAUUUUUGUUAAGAGCUUAUUUGGCUCUUUAACAAUUCGGAAUACAAAUUUGGCGGAUUUAAAAUUCUUAGACCGGUUGACCUUCAUAGUUUAUUUGGAUGAUACCACACCUGUCAUAGAAAUUGUGUCGAAUAAAGAUUUAAGAAACCCGAGUUUUGGAAAACUCUUUUCGACUAUCUUUACAAGAAGUUUCAAAGAUCGCAACGCUGUUAUCCAGGAUAACCAUCCCGACAUUUGGAAUUCUACAAAUGGAGAGUGCAAUCUUUUCGGAUUGGUAACAGACGAGAAGGCCAUGUAUCGAACAAGCCUGAACUACACUGGAGGGGAUUGUGGAACACGAAUUGAUAAUGGGUCUACUCUAAGGAAUAUGAUAUCCGGCUCGAUUUUGGUCAUUGUAUUUUCAUUGACUCAUGAGCUACACCUUUAA